AUGGAGGAGCCCCCCAGCCUUUGCAUCAAGCUCGAGCCCCAGGAUCCAGGUGAGUACAAAAGGCCCCCUCUUGGGGGGGUGGUAUAUGCGCGCGCCCCCUCCUCUUUUCCACGCCACCUGCUGGUCGUGUGUGAGUUGGAGAGUGGCACCCCCCCGGAAAAAAAUACCUGGUCGGUGUUGGUAGGGGUGUGUUUGUUGUGGGGGGUGUUGCAAGUUUGCCCAGCUGGGCAGGGAGAAGGAAGUCGGGUGGGGGGGGCGGGGGGAGGAAGAGCGAUGGCCCCUUUAAGAUCCCCCCCUCCCCGCCUUCCUCCAUCUUCCUGGGCACUUCAGCCCUGGACGGAUUCCUGCCUCUCCCAUUCAAAAAAAUAGCGACGAGGGAUUGAGCACAAAAGGAAACCGAGCUGCCAAGAAUCAAAUGACGUGAAAAGGGGGGAGCCCUCUCUCCCUGAAGGGGUGUGUGUGUGUGUCCUCACCCUUGAAGAUCAGGAAGACUUCGGGGGAGUUUGGCUCUCCUCCUUUGGGGAAACCCCUCCCCCCCCCCGUUUGGACAAACCCCUCUCAGCCCCCAGCCCCCAGGUGUGGUUUUGUGGGCCUGUCACUUUGACAGGUCCUGCUGCCCAUUUGAAACCAGCCCCUUCCAGUGUUGUAUACAGCACCCCUCUCUUUUCCUCCAUACCCCUGUAAAGUCUGUUACUCCUGCUUUGCAGGGGGUUGGACUAGAUGACCCUGGUGCCCCUUCCAACCCUAUGGUUCCACUACUUCAACCUUGCUUUCACAAAGUGACACAACAUCUUUGCUUCCUGGCCAGCAAGUCUUGCACCACCGCCCCUACCCCAACCGUUCCCCCCCCCCCCGUCAAAACAGUUACAGUGGUACCUCGGGUUACAGAUACUUCAGCUUACAGCCUCCGCUAACCCAGAAAUAGUACCUCGGGUUAAGAACUUUGCUUCAGGAUGAGAAUAGAAAUCAUGCUCCGGCGGUGCAGCGGCAGCAGGAGGCCCCAUUAGUUAAAGUGAUACCUCAGGCUAGGAACAGUUUCAGGUUAAGAAUGGACCUCCGGAAUGAAUUAAGUUCUUAACCAGAGGUACCACUGUACACUGUAUCUUCCUUGCAGCCGGGGACCUGUGUUGUUAAUCCGUUGUGCUGAUCCUAACUACCACCAUCACCCUUACUCUCAGCAGCUCUUUAAUUCUUUUUUUAAAACGCCAAAUAGGAAGAGGUUUUGUCGUAAGCUCCACUCAUUAUUAUUACUAUUAUUGAAGGCGAGUGUUUGUGUCUCCCCAGAAGAGUCGCUGUUCCCAGAAGAGGCGGCCGAUUCGCAAAGCAGCGGCGAGCUGCGCUCCGGACACGCCCUGCGGCCCUCUGGGAACGGCCUCGUGCGAGGGACCGCCGUCAAGGACCCCUCUGCCCUGCUCUCCGGAGGGCGCAAGUACUCGGAUCACUGCGAGGAGCGGGCGUCGAGGCCCGGCAAGAGCCGCAUCCCCGGGCGCGACCACCGGCGCUACUACCAUGAGCACUGGAGGGCAGAGUACCUGAUGGACUUCAACGCCGCCCGGCAUGGCAUGAUUUGCAUGGUCUGUGGCAGCUCUCUGGCCACCCUCAAGCUCAGCACCAUCAAAAGGCACAUCCGCCAGAAGCACCCCUACUCCCUGGCCUGGAGCGCCCAUGAGAAGGAGGUCAUCAUGAACAGCUGGGACGCCCACCUGGGCCUUGAGGCAGAGAGCGACGGAGCCAGAGAGCACCCCAACGCGCCCGAGGCUCAGGAGGGGGGCCACGGUAGGGGGGCCUAAGUUCACUGGUUUGUGGAUCAUCUUAAUCGUAGCCAUGGAUAGCCUUAUCCUUUGUUUGUUUGUAAUCAUUUUUAUUGAUUUUCCAAUAAAGACAGCCAAUCAGCAUGCCCACAUCAUAAUCUAAUUAAAAACAAAAAACUAAAAUAAAAAAGUCCAAAUUGUAAUCCAAAUUUUAAUUAUUAAUUUUUCCGCGCUCCCCAUAGUCUGGACCUCUGAAGCAUAUCUCCAAAUCUUCAGUCCUGCCUCCUCUCGUUGUUUUCAUAUUUUCCACAUCCCGACCUUAACGCUUUAAAGUUCUUCAUCCCUGGGUCUGCGAUUCUCAGUCAUGUCAAAAAUCAUACAGUGGUACCCCACAAGACAAAUGCCUCGCAAGACGAAAAACUCGCUAGACGAAAGAGUUUUCCGUUUUUUGAGUCGUUCCGCAAGACGAAUUUCCCUAUGGGCUUGCUUCGCAAGACAAAACGUCUUGCGAGUUCUUGCGAGUUUGUUUCCUUUUUCUUAAAGCCGCUAAGCCGUUAAUAGCCGCUAAGCCGCUAAUAGCCAUGCUUCGCAAGACGAAAAAACCGCAAGACGAAGAGACUCGCGGAACGGAUUAAUUUCGUCUUGCGAGGCACCACUGUAUAUGAUUUAUGAUGCCUUAUCCUCUGUUUGUUGAUCUAAUCCCACCUCCUUUUUUAAUAUUGUCAGAAAUGGUAUAUUUUUCUUCAGUGACUAUAUUUGUUUUUUGGCCAUAAAAUUGUUACUUGAACAGAUGACAAAACCUUCCAAAAAACCCUGACAACUAAAUUUUUAUAUAGGUUUCAUUGAAAAAGAGAGUUUUGUUUCUAGUGUUUGUGGAACUUCAGAUAUGCGGCACAAAAUGUUUAUUAAUUCUCCAAAAAUAUUCCAAAACAUUUAUCAUCAUAUCCUCCCCCCAAAAAAAUUCAGCAUAGAUUUCUUACUGGCUUCCCGCCCCCCCCCCCUUUCCUGAUGUUUGUUUUCCACUUCUUUUUCUUAGCUGUUUUACAGUACAUGUGUUUCUGUUAUCUAAACUUUGCUAUCCUAGUUCUUUCAGUUUAUAUACUGUUUAUAUUUCAAUUCCUGCCCGCAACUUCAUGUUUGGAUGAUACUUUGAUAGAUAAUCCUGACAACUAAAUUGCUUAACACAGUGAGAGGGUUGGACUUGCACUGUGGAGACCGAGGAUAUAAACGUGUCCCCCAAAUGCUGUUUGACUCCCGUCAUUCCCAGCCAUCUUACCGAGUUGUUGGGGAUGAAUGGAGUUGAAGUCCAACAGCAAAGGUUUUCUGCUAAGUCGGGCCGUCACCUCUUUCUAGCUCAAUAUUGUUUACAUCCUCCAGCCUGUGGGCCAAUCCUGGCCUCCCAGGGGUGGGUUGGUUCUGAUUUGGUCAGUGAUGUCAUUUCCCUCAAGCCACGCCCACUUGCUAAUCAGCUGGUGGAAUCAGCUGAGAAGUUUCCCAUUCUGCAGUUUCCCAUUCUGCCAGUUUCCCAUUCUGCACUGAAUGGCAACAGCUUUCUAGGCUUUCAGACAGGGAAUCUUUGCCAGCCCUGCCUGAGGAAGCCAUUGGGAAUUGAACCUUGUGGAUGAAAGACAAGAUGAUCUCUGUUUUCCCUCCCUGGGGACCCAUGCAGCUUUUUUUACACUUGGAUAUUUCUUUCAUCCUUCCUUUUUUAAUAAAAAAAAAUACAUUAAGUGGCCAUCCCAAGCAGAUAAGGAGGUUUUAUUUUUAUCUUUUUGUGAAGAUUUUUAAUUUAAUUUUAUAGUGUAUAUAAAAGUGAACAGAUGAAAAUUAAAAGAUGAAAAGCAAAACGAUAAAACACGCAUGCAGAAUAAGUGCAAUUGUACGUGGGUUAAAAACAAAACAAAGCCCAAGUAAAUAUUGUCAUGAUCUGAUUAUCAUAGUUCCAGAUUUGCCAAGGUGGUGACGGGGGUUAUCUUGAAAAUGACGGUUCCCUUGUAUAUGUCAUAAAGGAAUGCCAAAUCAUAUGUCUGGAGGUUCUAGGCUUGUCAAAAUCUCAAAUUAUGUGUGAUUUCCCCCCAUUUAUAGCUGUAUUCCGGAGUGGGUGGUACCAAGUGUUUAGCAUAAUAUUUUGGGCUAUUUCCCCCCUGAGUUUCAAUUACUAUUCGAGCUGCCACAAUCAUAUAUAUAAGACCAAUUCUUUUUUUUUCCUUUUCUUAAUUAAUUUAUUAUUAAUGUUGCAAUACAUAUAUGAAAUCUUUACAUAUUGCUACAUAUACAUUAUAUUCGUAAAUUCACAUUUCACAUGUGAAAAUGUGAAAUAUAAGACCAAUUCUUCUGACACUUUAUCUACAUUGUAGAUAUCAGUAACAUUAAUUUUGGACAUCAGACAAUAGUUUAUUUAAUAAUGUUCAUCAUCUCUGACGAAAUUAGAUUCCGAAAAGCGGACAAGAAGGUUCACCUGCUCUCCACCUGCCUUGCUUCUGUACAGGUGGAGAAUUUCCGCUGAGUAGCAGCCGCAGGAGGCGCCGUGGCCCAGGACCCCUCUCCUCUCGUGGGGGGCGACGGCCCUCCGGCCUGGCCUUGAAAGCCUCUCCGGGAGGGGAAGAGCAGAACUUGGAGCGCUACCUGAAAGAGUCCCUGCAGAGCUGGUUCCAGUCUGAGUUCCUGAUGGACUAUGACCCUCAGGGCAACCGCCUCUUCUGCAUGAUGUGCGGCUCCUCACUGCCCAGCCUCAACUUGGACGACAUCAAGAGGCACGUCAUGGACGCUCACCCCAGCUCGCUUGGCUUCAGCCCCGCCGAGAAGGCCAGCAUCCUGGAGACUUGGAACGCCCGGGCCGUGGUCCCGCCAGCCGAGGGCACAGGAGAGGCACCAGUGGGUGAGGCAGGAAACAGGCAGAGGGCGGGAGGGGAGGGCCGGAAGCAGAGCGCCGGAAUUAGAACGAUAUUUCAGCAGGCCUGCAAAUGACAUGAUUGUGCAGGUGGCGGGGAAGUAAAUAAAUACAGUCGUGCCUUGGUUGACGGACGCCUUGCGACUUGAACAUUUUGGCUCCCGAAUGCUGCAAACCUGGAAGUGAGUGCUCUGGUUUGCGAACCUUCUUUGGAACCCAAAUGUCCAACGCGGCUUCUGAUUGGCUGCGGGAGCUUCCUGCAGCCAAUUGGAAGCCGCCCCUUGGUUUCCAAACAUUUUGGAAGUUGAACGGACUUCCAGAACAGAUUCCAUUCGACUUGCAAGGUACCACUGUAAAUGGAGAAUGCGGAGGGUGAAGAAACUGGUGGAAGAGGCUGUCUGAGACCUCGUGAAGGCCACACGGGAUUUCGCGUGACCUUCGCAGAGCCCAGUAAGCAAGGCAGAGGGCUUGGAAAACUCAUUCUGCGCCAGUUUUUCCUGUCACGGAAAUAGUUUUUAAGCCACCAGCCUUUCUUCCCAGGCUCUGGGAAGGCUGCUUGAACCCUCAGGAAGGGUGUGGACCCCCCAGAGCAUUUCUGAGGCCUCAAACGACUUUCCCCUUCCCGGAGUCCAGAAAGGUAGGAUUGGUUGUACAGAGGGGGGGUUCCAGUUAUCUUCAUGACUUUGCAUGAUUUUGUAUCUGCUCAUGGAUCCCUAGAGCGUAAGCCCCGCAUAAGUUUUGGGCCUGCUGUGUUGCUCUGAAUCAGGCACCGUACUUAAAAUCGAGGAGCUCCUGUCUGUAGCUUCUUCUUGAAGGAAAUCCUGGGAUACAUGCUAGUGACCAAGGAUAAGGGAACCUGGUGUGGUCUGUAUGGUACAGAACUCCAGUUCCCAGCAGCCACAGCCAAUGGUCAGGGGGAGGGCCAAACAGCAGGUGCGAACAGGCAGCUCAUUUCUCCAAGUCCUUGUGUAAUCAGAAAGUGAGGCAUCCAGCAGUCUCUUGUGGGAGGGAGAGCGGAACCAAGAGUUGCGCAAGUACAAAACAGAUAAGUGAGUGCAGACUGAGCAUGCUCAGUGGGCACAGAAUCCUGGUGAGUGGCAAAACCCGGAAAAUCAAAGAUAGGCGUGCGGAAUGGAGUGUCCUCAAAACGGGGAUGGCUUGCGAGUUGGAAACAAACUGACUUGUUCUCCCUUGAACCUUUGGUGCAUCUAGCUCAGUAUUGUCUUCGCUAUCUGUACUAUACAUUUUAAAGCAGUAUCAUGCCACUUUAAACAGCCAUGGCUUCUCCCCCCCCCCCAAAAAAAAUAUAUCCUGGGAGUUAUAGUUUGCUAAAGGUGCUGAGAAUUACUGAGCGAACCCCCUUGUCACAGAGCUACACUUUCCGUCUCUUCCUGGGGAAUUCUGCGAAUUGUAGCACUGUGAGAGGAAUAAGGGUCUCCUAACAAAUCUUAGCACUCUUAACAUGUCACUGUUCCCAGAACUACAAAGGGGUAGUCGUUACUGCGGAUGAAUUGGCUCAGAGCAGAGGAUGCAAAGUGAGGCACAUAGAGAGGGCAAGACCAGAACCUUGGCAGUACUACGCGCAGGUUCUGCUUUAUGAACGAGAAACAGCGAACAUUCACCUGUUCAAACAUGAGGAAUGACUACCCAAACGUCGCUAGACACAUCACAGAUUCAGAUACUUGAACAGAGAGCAUCUUCUACUUCCUUGCUUGCCGUUUGCUGGUUGGUGGAGCAAUGAAGUGAGUGAGUGAGAGAUCAGACAAAUCAGAGCAUUUUUUCUGUUUUUCGGUGGGAGGUCAAAAUUCAAAAUUAGAAUUUUUCAAAAAUUAGGGGGAAAAGUCAAAAUUGGAAAUUUCCUUACAGGACUCAAUGGAAAUCAUUGACUCCUUAUGCAAACGCUUGGCUAACGAUCAAUUUGCAGGGAACACUGGGAGGUCAAAAUUCAAAAUUAGAAUUUUUCAAAAAUUAGGGAAAAAAUUCAAAAUUAGAAAUUUCCCCACAGGACUCAAUGGAAAUCAUUGACUCCUUAUGCAAACGCUUGGCUAACGAUCGAUUUGCAGGGAACACUGUGUGUUUGGUAAGCAGGACCUUUGUGUAAUUAAAUCCGUCCUCUUGUCCUCCCACCCCUUCCCACUCCUUCCUGGAUCCACCCCAGAGGCAGAGUCUGAGCCAUCCCCUCAGGACCUGAGGAAGAAGGAGGUGGACCCCCCCACAUCCCCAGACCAGCCUGCUGGCGAGGACGGCUCCGAGGAGGCCGGCGCUUGGGACUCGGAAGAGAGUGGCCUUCCCGCCCCGGCCCGGGGGAGGGACCACCGCCGCUACUUCCAGGAGCACUGGCGGGUGGAGUACUUGAUGGACUACAACGGGUCGCGCCACGGCCUGGUGUGCAUGGUGUGCGGGAGCUCCUUGGCCACGCUCAAGAUGAGCACCAUCAAGAGGCACAUUCAGCAGAAGCACCCGGACUCCACCCAACUGAGCCACCACGUCAAGGCCCUCAUCGUGGAGGAGUGGAACCAGAAGGUGGCCCGCCUGGCGGACGCGGAAGACUCCUUGCCCGAAACAGACGGCGAGGCAGACAAAGGUAAGGGGCAGGCGGGGUUUGAAAGCCCCCUGGUACAUUUUGCUCCUGGUAUAAUAAUAAUAAUAAAAAUAAAAAUAUCUUUAUUAUUAUUUUUCAGCCAGCUAGCCCUGGUGAUUAUCUAAUGCUUAUUAGGUGGAUUUCCCCUAAAUUGAUUUAUGAACUUUGAAUUUUAUUGUUAUUCAUGUUUUUAUACUGCAUUUUAUGCUGCUUUUACAACUAAAUGUUUUAAAUUUGUUGUUAGCCGCCCUGAGCCCAGUUUUUGAACCGGGAAGGGCAGGGUAUAAAUAAAAAUUUAUUAUUAUUAUUUAUUAUUUAAUGAAAUUUAUUAUUAUUAUUUAUUAUUUAAUGGCAUUGUUCAACCUGUGUACAAUGAAAUUAAACGAGCCUCCCGCCCCCAAACACUCAAUCUCUUAUUGAACAACACACUACCUGGUGCAGGUCUCAUUGUGACUACGUGGAGAUUUCAGGCUGGAGAAUUGGAAGAGAUCACAAGGGUCAUCUAAUGCUCCCCCUUCAGUGCUGGAAUCCACCCCCCCCCAUUGUGGGGCUUACACCCACGACCCUGAGAUUAAGAGCUUGAUGCUCUGCUGACUGAGCUAUCCCAGCUGCUCCCUGACGUGCCAGGGGAAAACAUUCAAAAUGUGCUUGUGCGCCUGCAGGCUAUAGCUGUACAGUCCCGCCUCUGGAUCCUACUCCCCAAUUUCCGCCUUGUUUUUUCUGUGUGAAUAUGCUUCCUAUAUGCUUCCUACGAUAUAGGAUAUGCAUAUAUGAAUAUGCUUCCUACGACAAAAAAUGGGUUUGAUAGGAAAACUAAACCCUCCAGAUGUUUUGGGACUACAACUCCCAUUAUCCCUAGCUAACAGGACCAGUGGUCAGGGAUGAUGGGAAUUGUCGUCCCAAAACAUCUGGAGGGCCGAGUUUGCCUAUGCUUGGGUUAGAUUAUCAUAAAAAAUGGGUGGGGCUCUUUCAUGGAGGGCAGUAUAGUAGCAGGGCUGUUAACAGGAAAGCUAAAAGACAUGGCACAUAAGGAAAAGGGAUUGAGGAGGGAGGAGGAAAAAGACAGCACUUGGACUCCCAGCUUCAUGGUUUCCCAGGUGCUUUAUUUCACAGUUCAGCAUACAGUUUAAUAAGAGUAAUAGUGAUAAUAAUUAAAUAUAAAUAUAUAAAUACGACAGUCCUAAGUUGCGGAGAUAUUUGAUAACUCCUGGCUGGACUGUGAUCUCCCCGCUGUUGUUCUUCUGUUCCUCCAGUGGAAUCUCAGCAGGCUUGCAACCCCCCUUUGUCCCCUGAGGAAUCUCAAGAGGGCGGGACAAUGCCUGCAGGAGAGGAAGAAGAUGAGGAAGAGGCCCCCGCAGCAGGAAGACUAGCUCCCUCUCAGCAAUCCUCGGAGGCUGCGUCUUCGCUGGCCGGUGCCCCGUCCCGGCGGGGUCAGCGCCGGAACUACCAGCCGCGCUGGCGGGUAGAGUACCUGAUGGAUUACGACGAGCAGCGGCACGGGCUGGUGUGUAUGGUGUGCGGGGGCACGUUGGCGACCCUUAAAGUCAGCACCAUCAAGCGGCACAUCCUUCAGGUCCACCGGUUCUCCCUGGAGUUUACGGCGCUGGAGAAACAGACCAUCCUCGAUGCUUACGCCGAAAACGGGCCGGCUCAGAAUCCCAGGCACCUGGGCACAAAGACCUCCCCCAGCCCGGACUCUGAGCCUGCCGACGUCAAGCCAAGUGUCCAUGGUGCAGGGAAAAUGGGGUUUGGUUACAAUUUGCCGGUAUGUACGGUGUAGCCCGCGGACGUGGACUGCCCUCAUGGUGACAGGGUGGACUCCGUUGACCGACGAACUCAACUUGUUUGUUUUCCUCCCCACCCCUUCCUCCUAUGGAUGGCAGAAUUCCCUUUUGGAAUUCUCAGGUUUCGGAAUUCUGCGACUGGAAUCGGAUAGUGCAGAAUUCUGCAACUGGAAGUGAAUAAUGCAGACGCCGGGGAAGUCUUGUUUUGCUUUGUCUUUGUUUCUCUCUCUGCACAGCAUCCGUUUUGAUUUGCAUGUUCUGUUCUAGUGACAAAGGGUUUCUUAAAGGUGUUUUCACCUCCCCACCCCCAAAGUCCCUUUUCUCUGCACCUGGAUUUUUUGUGCUCCCAACUAUUUUGGUAAGGUUUCGGAAAGGUAGGUGGGGUGGCGGGGGGGGGAGCUUCGGUAUUUUCUGAAGUGAGGAAGGUCUGUAAGAGCACUGUCGUGGGGGGCAAGUGCACUUAAUCGAGCCCCGAGGCCUGGAGGUUUCUGUGGGAAGCAAAGUUGCUGCUACUGUAAGGUGGGGCACCUAUUUUUUCAGCCAGAGGGCUGCCUUCCCUUCUAGGGGUGUUUGGCAGUGGUGGGCGGAGCCAGAGCCAAAAAUGGGAGGAGCAACACAGGUAAAUGCUUCCUGAGGUUCUCCUACCCUGCUCCAAGGCAUCAAGGGUCAGGUGGUUUGAUAGGUAGGCCUCCCCUUCUGGUCUGGGAGGCUGUUUGGGCCAGGCCUCAGCUGAGCCACAUCCAGCUGCCCUACCUGCGAAAUAGAUGACAUGAGACGUGGUGGAGGUAAAUAUGUCAUUCGGCCAGAGGAGGGUUUGCAGUUGCCAGAACCCUGCUGUGCCCUGGUUUUUUUUGCAAGCCGCCCACCCCAAGCAGGUAAUCAUUGGCACUUUGUGGCCUGUUCCUUUACCCACACGAUCACCUGACGCCAUUGCGACACCAAGCGGUUGACGGGUAGCUGCCCACUGUGACCUGCCCGCAGGUAGGUGGGUGGUAAGAUCCAGUUCCUCCCUCGCAAGCUGUGCCACAAAUAAUUCCCAUGUCCUCCACAAGUGCCUAGGCCCCGAAUUGCGGGUGUGCAUCAUAUAACCGAAGGGUGAACAAAUUACGGCCCUUGCCCCCAUCCCAUCCCUAGAAUAUUGCAGAACUCCUAGUAAGAGGCCUUCCUGCUUGAUGCAGCAUAGGCCGUACUUAAUAUACCACGUUAAAAUAUUUGAAACGAGGAGUUGGGCUUGUUGUGAGCAUUUCCCCUGCGAUUGCACUUAAGAUGGCCAUUUUGGACUCUCAGAUGAAUUGAGCAACUCAGCACUUCCUGGAUUGUACUAUGCCAGGUUCUGGGGCGGGGGUGGGAACCCUGCUACAUAGGAAAAUGCUAGGUUGAAUCUGUCAUGUGCUAACUUUCUACAUGCAGGUAGGUCUCCCCCCAAUCCUACCUACAAUGGAACAGUCCAGAAAAGUCACCUUGAGGAGCUGCUGACAGCGUCCCUAUAUCCUGAUUUGCGUUCUGUCAUUGGGUUUUAAUUUUGACCCUUGUCUUUCCAGGUCCCUAGCCCUAAAAGCUCUUACUCUGGUGUAAGUGAAUUAGGAGGACGUGGACUACUUUAUUUGCUGUUGGUCUUCCUCGUAAAAAGAUGUGAAUUGACAUAGGACACUCACCUUUUCUCGGUCUGUUUGCUCCCAAUGAACAGGUGCUGAGCAAGUUUCAGUAGCCAAGGACCCAAGUUCAACUCCCAGCACCUGCAGGUAGGGCUGGAAGAGAACCCAGAACCCUGGAGAGCUGCUGCCAAUCAGUGUAGACAGCACUGAGCUAGAUGGACCCAAAGGUCUAACGCUGUAUAAGGCAGCUUCCUGUGAUCAAGGCGUAUUUCCCCCUUUCCAAUACAAUCCCACUUCAAAACAAACAGCUGCAUCUGUAGGUCUCAAGAGGACAAUGUAUGCUCCACCCAAAUUUAUCUGUCUAAAAAGCUUAGAAUUAUGCAAGAUGUGGGGUGUUUGCCAUGCUUGGCCUACUCAGAAGAGACCCAGUGAAGUUUACAGACAUGACUAACUCACGUUUGUUAAUUUCAUUGGGUCUGCUCUGUGUAAGGACAACCCUUGGGUUUUCCCAAAAUGGAUUUUAUUUUUAUUUUUAAAAAACAACAGCAGCACUAUUUGUAGCAGAAAUGCCAAAACAGGGUUAGAUCAGGGUUUCUUCAGCUUUUUUGGACUACAGUUCCCAUCAUCUUCCGUGACCACUGGUCCUGCUAGCUAGGGAUGGGAGCUGCAGUCCAAAAACAGCUGGAGACCCAAGUUUGGGAAACCCUAGGUUAGAUGAGGGGACGCGGGUGGCGCUGUGGGUAAACCACAGAGCCUAGGGCUUGCCGAUCAGAAGGUCAGUGGUUUGGAUCCCCGCGAUAGGGUGAGCUCCCGUUGCUCGGUCCCUGCUCCUGCCAACCUAGCAGUUCGAAAGCACGUCAAAGUGCAAGUAGAUAAAUAGGUACUGCUCCGGCGGGAAGGUAAACGGCAUUUCCGUGCGCUGCUCUGGUUCACCAGAAGUGGCUUAGUCAUGCUGGCCACAUGACCUGGAAGCUGUACGCCAGCUCCCUCGGCCAAUAAAGCGAUAAACCCCAGAGUCGGCCACGACUGGACCUAAUGGUCAGGGGUCCCUUUACCUUUUUAGGUUAGAUGGAAUUAGGAGACUAAAGAAAUGGGGUUGGUAAACCUUUUGCACUUUGCCUUCCGGCAGCGGGGACCCUAGUUCAGUAGCAGAGAAUCUGCUUGGCAUGCAGAAAAUCCCAGAUUUAAUCUCUGGCGUUUCCAGGCAGGGCUGAGAGACACCUUGCCCAAAAAACUUACCCAUUGCUUCCAGUCAAUGUCGGGAAUUCUGAGCAAGAUAGACCAAUGGUUUGAUUUGGAGCUUCCAGUUUAUCAAUAGACCCUUUAACUCAAGAGGCACGAGGACUGGAAUCUUCACUAUCUUUCUAGGGAAAUGCGGUUGCUCAGUGAUGGAACACCUGCUUUCCAUUUGGAAUAUUGCAGGUUCAUUCUCCACCAUAAAGGGGCUGGGAAAGAUCUGUGCUCCAGACUGAAGAGGGUCUGUGGUUGAGAUGGGCGGCUCUAGGCCAAAGGAACAGCCUGAUUUCAGCUGUGUUAUGCUGGUUGAGUUGCUGAGCCUCUGCCCUGCACAGGCCAUGUGUCCAGAGUUAGUGGUGACCAGAUGCGUUAGAAAUAAAUGAGGGCUAGAAACUGAAUUUAAAAAGAGCCUACAGCCAUAUAUCAAAAAAAGCAAGGACAAGAAAAGCCGCACUUACAAUCCAAUUUGCUGAUCCUUGCUGGAAAUUAGAGCCAGAGAAUUGGAAGGGACCACGAGGAUCAUCUAGUCCAACCCCCUGCAAUGCUGGAAUCUUUUGCCCAACAUGGGGCUCGAACCCACAACCCUGAGAUGAAGAGUCUCAUGCUCUACUUUAAUUCCAUUUAAAGGAAUGUCCCCCCCCGCAGAGUUCCUUUCCCCCACCCAAGGUGAAAGUAGGAGUCACAUUUUUUGCACAGCUGUUCUCCUUCAAUCCCAUCUUUCUGAAUCAAUAGCUUGGUCCUUUUUGUAGCUAUCCUUGUGAAACGUGAACUCCGAGGUAAAAUUUCAAUAAUGCCUGUUAUGACCUUGUGACUGUAUUGGAACCUCAUCCGUGUCUCUUGUGAAAAGGUGUUUUGCAUUAAUAUGGAGGGUUUUUAAAAAAUAUUAUAUAAAUAUAUAUAUAUAAGCACUAAGUUUUGUAAAACAGGUUAUGUCAAUAAAUCCUAAAAAAAUGAUGCUAUUUUAAAAUGC
Molecule: messenger RNA, 12807 nt
Organism: Podarcis lilfordi (Lilford's wall lizard)
Lineage: Eukaryota; Metazoa; Chordata; Lepidosauria; Squamata; Lacertidae
Source: the annotation of a GenBank genome assembly